GUGGAUGCUGCAGCCGGAGAGAUAACAACAUACUGACAGACACCGAGAAGGACAGUCACCCGACAGCAGUCAUUUCUGUGAUCUAAUAUGGAUAAUAAGGCACUGGAACUUGACUCUGUUAGCCUCCCUAUGGAGGAGGUGGUCAUAUGUAAUGGUGACAGCCAGCCUGCUGCUCAGCCUCAGCCACAACAGGAGGUAUCCAUGCUGACCCACCUGAAGAAGGUUGAGAACCAGAUCACUGAGGCACAGCGAUUCACCCACCUACCCCGACGCUCAGCUGUUGACCUGGAGUUCAUCAACAUCUCCUACACCAUUCGGGAGGGACCGUGCUGGAGGAGGAGAGGUUUCAAAGCCUUAUUAAAGUGCCUGUCAGGAAGGUUCUGCAGCAGAGAGCUUAUAGGGAUCAUGGGACCAUCGGGGGCAGGGAAGUCCACCCUGAUGAACAUUCUAGCAGGGUACAGGGAAACAGGGAUGAAGGGUCAGAUCCUGGUAAAUGGGAAACCCAGGGACCUGAGGACCUUCAGGAAAAUGUCCUGCUACAUCAUGCAGGAAGACAUGCUGCUGCCACACCUCACUGCCAGGGAGGCCAUGAUGGUUUCAGCCAACUUAAAGCUGGAUGAAACUAUGGAUGUGAAGAAGGAACUGGUGAACGAGAUUCUGACUGCUUUAGGGCUCCUUGACUGCGCCCACACUCGUACCAGCUCACUGUCAGGUGGUCAGUGUAAACGUCUGGCCAUCGCCCUCGAACUGGUUAACAAUCCUCCAGUCAUGUUCUUUGAUGAGCCCACCAGUGGCUUAGACAGCGUGUCAUGCUACCAGGUGGUGUCCCUAAUGCGUUCUCUGGCACAGGGCGGGCGUACCAUCAUCUGCACUAUUCACCAGCCCAGUGCCAAACUGUUUGAGAUGUUUGACAAGCUUUACAUCCUCAGUCAGGGACAGUGCAUCUACAAAGGCACCGUCCCUUACCUCAUACCCUAUCUGAAGACGCUCGGCCUCUACUGUCCUACCUACCACAACCCUGCAGACUUCAUCAUUGAAGUGGCAUCAGGAGAGUAUGGAGACCUGAACCCGGUGCUGUUUGAAGCAGUCCAAGGUGGAAUGUGUGCUUUAGAGGAGAAGAAUCAAUCAGUCUGUGCAACAAUCUGCCCCGUUGAUGCCAGGCACAUAGAAAGCCACACCUUUGCCACAAGUACGCUAACACAGUUCUGCAUCCUCUUCAAGAGAACCUUCAUAACUGUAUGUCGAGACCAGGUUUUGACCCACCUCAGAGUGAUAUCCCACAUCUGCAUAGGUGUGUUAAUAGGUUUGCUCUAUCUCAACAUUGGCAAUGAUGCCAGCAGGGUGUUUAACAACACUGGAUUUCUCUUCUUCUCUAUGCUCUUCCUCAUGUUUGGAGCACUCAUGCCUACUGUGUUGACCUUUCCUCUGGAGAUGUCUGUAUUCCUGAGGGAGCAUCUGAACUACUGGUACAGCCUGAAAGCCUACUACCUGGCCAAGACCAUGGCUGAUAUUCCCUUCCAGGUGAUCUGCCCCAUCAUGUACUGCAGCAUAGUGUACUGGAUGACAGAGCAGCCUCCUGAGGCAAGUCGCUACCUGCUCUUCAUAGCCCUGUCCACCUGCACUGCCCUGGUAGCCCAGUCUCUUGGGCUGUUGGUUGGCGCUGCCUCCACCUCACUACAGGUAGCCACAUUUGUAGGGCCUGUUACAGCUGUCCCUGUGCUGCUGUUCUCUGGAUUCUUUGUCAACUUUGACACAAUCCCCAAGUAUCUGCAGUGGAGCUCCUAUGUUUCCUAUGUCAGGUAUGGCUUUGAAGGGGUCCUCCUGUCUAUCUAUGGGAUGAACCGCACAGAGCUGGAGUGUCCAGGGCCGGUGUGUAAGUUCCAACAGCCUGAAGAGGUUCUGCAGCUGCUAGAUGUGGAGGAUGCAAAGCUCUAUGUAGAUUUUAUUGUCCUGGGAAGUUUCUUCAUCAUCCUACGUCUGGCCACUUACCUUGUCCUCCGCUACAAGGUCAAGUCAGAGCGAUAGAUUCUCUUCAGCUCAUCUCCAAAACACACGACCCCCCCUAGACUCUGGACUCUUUCCUGUGCAGAGAGAACCUGUCACGUCAUGUAGGAGUUUGUUUCAUUUCAUUUUACAUGUUGCUGCUAAGUGGACAGAACAAAUUCUGGUUGUGUUCUCCUGCCAGCUGGUGACAGUCCUUUAAACCACUAUACAGCUGUUUUACCUCAUCAAGAACUAAUGGGUGUGCACAAAGCCAUGUCACAGAGACUGAGCCACAUUCAGCUACACGUGCUGUACGUUUUAUAACUUACAGAAGUUUUUAGAGCCAAGCAGAUGGGACUCAGUAGCAGAACUGACAUCCUGCUUUAGUCCACACUGUGCUGCUGCUCUGGCAGAGUAUAUCUCUGGUCCAGGAUACUCACCCCUUACGAAAUUCAAAUGCAAAAAGAGUGUUUACUUUUGUAAGCCAAAAAAAAAAAAAAAAAAGAAGUUGCACUAAAGAUGUUUGAUAAUGUGCCUGAAAGAGUGAAAAAGCAACAAUCACGCGGCCUUUGUAUCACUGAAAGAGAGAGCGGAUUUGGGCCGUAGCCCUAAAAACAUUAA
This is a messenger RNA of Maylandia zebra (zebra mbuna), 2604 nucleotides long. Its product is annotated as ATP-binding cassette sub-family G member 4. The record is from RefSeq and is a predicted model, not a curated record. Gene Ontology annotation, cellular component: plasma membrane. Gene Ontology annotation, molecular function: ATP binding; ABC-type sterol transporter activity; ATP hydrolysis activity. Gene Ontology annotation, biological process: cholesterol homeostasis; transmembrane transport; cholesterol efflux. NCBI's taxonomy places the organism in Eukaryota, Metazoa, Chordata, Actinopteri, Cichliformes, Cichlidae.